Molecule: messenger RNA, 1434 nt
Organism: Musca vetustissima
Lineage: Eukaryota; Metazoa; Arthropoda; Insecta; Diptera; Muscidae
Product: rho GTPase-activating protein gacF
Exons: 4
Coding region: 1-1434 (477 amino acids)
Source: RefSeq, a predicted model, not a curated record
AUGGUACGCCAAAGAUCUCGCCGCACAAUUGAAGAAGUCUAUGGAACAAAAUUUGAGACACCAAAACCCUCAUCUGCCAAUAAUGCCAAAAAUCCCGGAUAUCAAACCAAUGUCCAUGAUCAUGGUUAUAUUAUUAAUUCAAAUACUCCCUAUUAUACGACUCCGGCUCUAGCCGCCCCACAAUCCUCUCUAACCAGUAAUGGGGCAUUAAAUACUUCGAGACGUAAAACCACAGCAACAACAACAACGGCUCGUAAUAAUGGAAAGCUGCCAACUGGUGGUGGUACAUCCCACAAGACUGGUAGUAGCAAAGAAAAAGAGGAUAUUAGUAAGGAUUUUAACACUACGAAAAUGAAAACAUCUCGUGCUGGUCAUGAAAUUGGCCAUGAGAAGUCUUCAUAUGUUGGGACUGGUGUCAAUCAAUAUCAUGACAAUAAGACCUAUAGGCCGUAUAAUGAACUUAACAAGGAGUAUCGUAAUGUGACGACAGGCAGUCAUCAACAGCAACACCACCAUCAUAAUCAUCAGCCUGCCAAUCAACAACAGCAUCAUCCCCAUCACCAUCAUCAGCAGGAUGAGGAUAAGGACGAUGAUACAGAGGAGUUUUUCCAACUUAUCCGGCAAACAGUGGAGAAUGCUAUUGGGAAAUCCAUUUCGGAAUUAUUGAAUCGUAAUUUCCGUGAACUGAGUUCAAAGAUUGACCGCUUUCAAGGGGAAUUGAAGAACACCAAUGAUCAACUGAAGAAGAUACAUAUGGAGUUGAGUAAUAAAAUUGUUCACUAUGGCGAAGAGAAUUCUCGCCACUUUCGUUACCUUUGCAUGAAAUCGGAAUAUGACAAAAUGUUCUAUCAGCAUCAGACAAUGAUGUCGGCAACUGCCCUGCCAUCGAAUAACCAUUCAACGAAACACAAUAAACGUAUGAGUCCACGUCAAUCAAAGCCCUCACCAAAUCAAAGUCCAACUUCUUCAGAAAAUGAUGUCCUACUAGCUCCCUGUACGUGUCGUAGUACCAUGAAUAAUAAAACUCCGCAAAAAAUCUCCACAAAGGAUCCACAAAAAUCCUUAUCAAAUGAACGAACCGCAUCUGACAUUUGUGAAAAGUCGUCAGAUGUUGGCUUGCGUGAAAUUCUCGAUCAGUUGCAAAGAUUUUUCAUGGAAAUGAAGGAGUUAAAACAAUGUCCCAACACUUCGACUCGAGGGAAUUCGGAUAUGACUUAUCGUCGCGAAAAGGCUAUACGCAUAAACAAGGAACUAUUUCACGGCGGCUUUGACGAUGAUGAUUUUGAAAUGAGUUCGGAUAGUAUAUCACCUCGUAGUGUUGACAAUUUAGACAUUCCUCAACAAUAUGGCGGUAUGACUGUAAGGACUUCAAGUACAACAAGGACGCAGCAUAUGUCUGGAGGUGGUGGAGGAGAUGGUGGUGAUGCUUCGUAA